AUGCCAAACCGCCUCAUUGGAUCUUCAUCUUCUUCCAGACGAAUCAAACAGCUCGCUUCUCGCGGCUUCAGUUCAAGGAGACCGCCGAGUUUGCGCUCCUCAGCGACGUUUGCUACUCAGUCGCGGACCCCACUUGCACCACCUUCCUCGACCGCGAGAGGGAACACCAGAAAUUACACCAGGUGGAAGACGACUUUUGAACCUCAAAGGUUCACCGGUUCAAUUUUGUUUCCGGCUCACUUUAGAUCACCGUGGGCCCAGAAAAACGGAGAAAUGGCCGACCAAUUUGAAGAGACUGCCCCCGCGGCUGGCGACAGUGCGCAGCAACAGAAGAGAGGGGGAGGAGGACGCAGAGGCGGAAGGGGAGGCGGCGGUGGUCGGGGAGGGGGUCAGCCGAGGGAGGUGUUGGUUUCCAAGGCGCUUUCGAAGCUUUUGAGGCACCAGGCUGAGAACGCGGGUCUCAAGCUUGACGAGGGCGGGUAUGCGCCUCUGGACAAGGUGCUCGCAUACGGACCCAUCAAGUCUCUCAAGGUAACCUUUUCCGACAUCCAAGCCGCGGUCACGACGUCGGACAAGCAGCGCUUCGCACUCAAACUCAACCCCACGGCGACGGCGGAGACGAGCGCGGAGCUAUCGACCGAGCCCUCGGACUGGCUGAUCCGCGCGAACCAGGGCCACAGUAUCAAAGUCGAGUCGGCGGGCCUGCUGACCCCCCUCACGCUCGAGGCGGGCAACGUGCCGGCGGUGGUGGUGCACGGGACGUACUUUGCGUAUUGGAAGCAGAUUGAGGCGUCGGGCGGGUUGAAGAGGAUGGGGCGGAACCAGGUCCACUUUGCGACGGGGUUACCCGGCGAUGAGAAGGGCGUCGUCAGCGGGAUGAGGAAGGAUGCCGAGGUGUUGGUGUAUGUUGAUGUCGAGAGGGCGUUGAGGGAGGAGGAGGGGGUUAAGUGGUGGACAUGUGGUUUCCGCGAGUUGCAAAAGGAGGACUCUUAG
Molecule: messenger RNA, 993 nt
Organism: Colletotrichum lupini
Lineage: Eukaryota; Fungi; Ascomycota; Sordariomycetes; Glomerellales; Glomerellaceae
Product: Tpt1/KptA family RNA 2'-phosphotransferase
Exons: 3
Coding region: 1-993 (330 amino acids)
Biological process (GO): tRNA splicing, via endonucleolytic cleavage and ligation
Molecular function (GO): tRNA 2'-phosphotransferase activity
Source: RefSeq, a predicted model, not a curated record